UGCACGAGGUGGAGAAGUGGAGCAGUGCACGAGCGGCGGGCAGAAGCCGGAAACAUGGCGGCGCUCAUGUCACUGACUCAGAUAUCAAAUGGAAAUCCUGCAUACGAAACCUUCUACAGACAGGUGGACCCAGGGAACUUGGGUAAAGUUGGUGCAGCUGAAGCAGCACAGUUUUUGAAGAGGUCAGGACUUUCAGACAGCACUCUGGGCAAGAUCUGGGAUUUGUCAGACCCGGAGGGAAAGGGCUACUUGGACAAGCGGGGUUUCUUUGUUGCACUAAGGCUUGUAGCUUCAGCGCAGAAUGGUGGCGAUGUCAGUCAGGCCAGCUUGAACCAGACCUUAUCAAUACCUGCUCCUAAAUUUAGAGACACUGGGAGCCCUUCUCUAAUAUUGACUUCAUCCAGCGACUCUACAUGGACAGUGAAAUUUGAAGAAAAAGCUAAGUAUGACGGCAUAUUCGAGAGUCUCUUACCCAUCAAUGGACUUCUGUCAGGAGAUAAAGUAAAACCAGUUCUCAUCAAUUCGAACCUGCCACUGGAUGUGCUUGGGAAGAUUUGGGAUCUCAGUGACAUUGACAAGGAUGGACAUUUGGAUAAAGAAGAGUUUGCUGUGGCUAUGCAUUUGGUAUACCGAGCCCGAGAGAAAGAAACCGUUCCUUCAAUUUUACCGCCAUCCCUGAUUCCGCAAUCCAAGUGGAAGAAGAGUGCAGUUGCUCUGGCCGGCUCUGUGCCUGUUCUACCCUCCAGUCCUUUCCUCCUGAAGGAGAACCUUCGGCCUACAACACCUCUGUCCAAGAGCCCUCUGACCAUUGCUUCCAAUUUAUCACCCUCAAACUCCUUCAGGAGCUUGAGCCCAAGCCCUAGUCCUAGCCCAGCACCACAGCAGCCUGUUUCGACAAACUGGGUGGUACCUCAGGACGACAGGGAGCAGUAUGAGGAAAUUUUCGAGUUAGCCGACUCUGACUUCGACAGCAUGGUCGGAGGAGGUGAAGUCAAGGACAUCUUUAUUAACUCCGGGUUGCCCCAGAGUGUCCUGGCCCACAUCUGGUCACUGGCAGACACCAAAAGUGUUGGCUUAUUGACUAAAGAGCAGUUCUGUCUGGCCAUGCACCUCAUACAGCAGGCAGUCAAAGGUGUUGAACCUCCAAAGAGUCUGAACCCCGAUAUGAUUCCUCCUUCAGAAAGGGUCUCUGCUGCUUCUACCGCAGUCUCAUCAGAAAUCUCCUCAUCGGUCGGUUUUGAAAUGACAGGACUUUCCGUCAUGUCCAGAGAGGUUAGUAACACAGUGGUGCCUGUGGAGUUGACAGGAAACAAAGAGCUUGAUGAUGUUAGCCAGAAAGUAGCACAGCUUCAGAGCGAGAAGCGCAUCAUUGAGCAGGAGAUCAGGCAGAAGGAGGAGACCCUUCGUCAGAAGAACAGCGAAAUUCAUGGCAUGCAAGUGGACCUAGAGCAAGAGAACAGCAGUAUAAAAGAACUGGAACGACAGACACUUGGCGCCCAGAGCAGACUGCAGGAUAUGGAGCAACAGAGGAGCAAACUGGAGUGCAAAGUGACUGAGGCUAAGACCAAGGUCCAGGAGGAGAACAACAAGAUCUCCUCCAUGCAGGCACAGAUCAUAUCUCAAGAGGCAAAUCAGCAGACACAGGAGAAGGAGCUGAACAGGACCAAGACAGAUUUGUACUGCCUGGAACAGGAGGAAACGCAACUGGAAGAGAAACUGUGUGCAGAAAAAGCCAAGCUGGAGAGCAUCCUAAAACUGCUCAAAACCUCUCAGAAUGAGAUGGAUGAGGUACGGGAGAAGAUCUCACAGAUUCAGGAAAGCCAGAAGCAGCUGAAUAAGACCGUUGAGCGGUUCGACAAAGUUCUCAAUGGCAGCACGUGCAAUCUGGCUGAAAUUGAGCAGCUCCUUGCUGAGGAGGGUUCAGGAAUCCGUAGCACCGUGGAGGACUCCUCCUUCAAGUCCAGGCUGGCCAUGUUUAAUAACAACGCCGCUCAGAACUUCAGCGUGGAUCCCUUUCAGACUGAGGACCCCUUCAAAAGUGACCCCUUCAAUAAAGCUGACCCAUUCGGUGGAGAUCCCUUUAAACAGAGCGACCCGUUCGGAGACCCCUUUAGCAGAUCAGAAGGCUUCACUAACAGUCCCACCAGCUCGUUAAACGCCAGCUCUUUUGGAAGGCAGGGGAAUCCUACAUCCGGCGGUUCUCCUAAAUUUAAAGGGUCAGAUCCCUUUGCUCCAACGGGCUCUUUCUCCGAAUCCUUCGGCGGGAACGGUGGCUUUGCAGAUUUUGGAAAUAUGUCAAAGGUCUCCAGUGGGCCACGUACAGGCCGAAAACCCACCUACCCACUGCCUCCACCCAAAAAAACAGUACCAGCCAGACCAGCACCACCACCGUAUGGCACAUGUUCAGCAGGAACGCAUACGGGAGUUGGCGCUCAUAGACAAACGCACGGUGUUCCCCGCUUUGUGGGGCCGUGCGAGGACUCUCGCUCCUCGCCUCAGCCAAGUAGAUCCACCUUAACAGACUCUCUUACUCUUGCAGACCUUAGAGCAUUCGGAAAUGAAGUCGAGCAGCUGGAGUGGGCCAAGCGAGAGAGUAAGAAGGAGGAAGAGCGCUUGAAGAGGCUCCGCCUCCAAGAACAGCAGGAUCUGGAGCUGGCUCUCGCUCUGAGCCGGGUCGACAUGUCCAGAACGUGAGGCCAGUCCACAGAGCCUUGUCCAGAACCCAGGGCCACCAUAGCUAUCCCAAAUACCACUUCCUCCGAGGGUAAAAAAAAUAACAGAACACCGGGUCUAUUGAAAUUCUUACUGUCGAGCGUUCCCCCGAGCUUUGAGGCUCACAUAACUCAGUUGUUUUCUCUGCUGCUAAAAUUGCACUCUAUCCCACGCUGCCCAACACACAGGCAAACCAAAUCUCAUGGGUUCAUCUCUCAGGUUCCAAUUAAAACGCAUUGUGAUAUGAGACAAAACCAUGACUGAACAAAUGACCAAAGGUUAUAUAAGCUGAACAGACACAUUUAAUAUAAUUAAAAAUUGCUUCAGACAGUUUUUUUUAAAUUGUUUAUUUGUUUGUUUUGGCUCUACCAAAUACAACACUGGUAAAAGAGUGCCCUUGAUAAAAAGAAGACUCUUCUAAUGCUCUGUUCGCUUUGGCCAUGAAAUUUUAUUUUGUUAUUCAGAAGUCCACCUACUUUGCACCGUAUUUAUUGUUUUCUAAAAUAGGAGCAUUUUAUAAAGACACGGAUCAGCACCUUUUCUAGUAAAGAAACCUCACAUCAUUUAAAACCAAGCCAUGUUACAUACCAACCCCAUAAACAUAUUCACUUCAAAUACACGUUUUAUUAAACAAUUUAUACGCAUCUUUUAUUAGAACUGCAUUUGUUCGAUUUGAUAUGUUAGGGUUCAAGCUUUGUACUAUCUUAGCAACAGAUUAGCAAGGAAAUACUGUAUUAGCUAUAUGCACUCAUUAGACAUAGGGACAAUCUUUGCUACGUUUGUCAAAGUCUUAUUUUUCUACAACGAACGUACAUUUUGUUUUUUUCCGUACUAUUUCGGUGCAUGAAACUUUUGCAUAUAGGAAUUAAGAGUGAAGUGGUGAACGCUAUCACGGUGAAACGUCAGACCUCAUGCACCAUUGGACUGCUGGGAAAUCGUUAGUCAGGCGAUUUAGAUUUUCUAAUUUCUGUACAGUUGAUAAAAAUCUAAAUUCUGGAUUAAGUGGAAAAACGUAACGCUCGCCUGCUGCUUGCGUGUAUGACUGUAGGGUUGAUCUGAAAUCACGGGGGACAUCAUUUACUGCCCGUUUCGGCUCUGUUACUCAAGCACACCUCACAUCACCGAAGUGAUUUUUGAUCAUUUACUCAGUGCAUUAAAGGUCAUGUUGUUAGCGCAUAUUGGAAGCAGUUAGCAAACCUCAUUCGGUAGUAAUGCUUUAUUUUGGGAUUUAAGUUACUUUUCAGUACACACAACCAAACUUCAGGCCAAGUAUCAGCACAUGAACUGAUUCCAAGUAUGAUGUAUUUUUAGUUAUAAGAGUGUGAUUUGAUUGUUUUUGCCCUUUACGAGCGCACAGCCAUCGAUCUGUGCAGUUUUUCUGUUUUCCGAAGGGUCGCUUUUCACUGAUGGUAAAAUAAUGUAUAAAUUGUGAUUGCAGGAACAAUUGCGGUGAAGCGGAAUUCCUGAUUUGUUUAACACGAUUUUCAGAACGUUUUCUUAUGGCUUUAUACUGUAUAUGGUGUUAUUUCUUUAUGUCCUAAUAUAUUUAUUGUGUUUGUCCAACACUACCUUCAUAAUAUUUUCUGUUUUAGUUUCUGUAUAUCAACAGCAAAUGUGAGAAGUAUUUAUAUUUUGUUAAGCGGUCCUGAUAACAUGCCUGAUUUGUUCUGCUUGUAUGGAUUUGUUUGAAUGGAGAUGGAUUUUAUUUGCUUGACUUUCACAUUAAACUCAAAUAAUCGAUGAAAAUCAA
Messenger RNA from Silurus meridionalis, 4462 nucleotides. It is a transcript of the gene eps15l1b, whose product is annotated as epidermal growth factor receptor pathway substrate 15-like 1b. The record is from RefSeq and is a predicted model, not a curated record. Gene Ontology annotation, cellular component: clathrin coat of coated pit; cytoplasm; plasma membrane. Gene Ontology annotation, biological process: endocytosis; endosomal transport. The transcript is spliced from 24 exons. Gene Ontology annotation, molecular function: protein binding; calcium ion binding. Lineage: Eukaryota; Metazoa; Chordata; Actinopteri; Siluriformes; Siluridae. Bases 55 to 2694 code for a protein of 879 amino acids.